Molecule: messenger RNA, 8922 nt
Organism: Larimichthys crocea (large yellow croaker)
Lineage: Eukaryota; Metazoa; Chordata; Actinopteri; Sciaenidae
Gene: prrc2a
Product: proline-rich coiled-coil 2A
Exons: 17
Coding region: 231-6143 (1970 amino acids)
Biological process (GO): cell differentiation
Source: RefSeq, a predicted model, not a curated record
CGACCACCCUCUUUGUCUUUAUAGAACCGCUCACUUGUAAGUUAGUGCGAGCUGCUGCAGAGACCUUGUGUUUUGGGACUAUGCAGGAGGAUAACGUUGCUUAGCUCGCUGGGUCACUUGCUAGAAAGCUACGCGAUAGCAUAGCUAACCUCAUUCUGCGAUACAACCUCGAGACAAGUCGGGACAAGACCAGUCUCAGGGCUCACCAUACUCAAUGAGCGGACAGCGCAAUGUCAGAGCGCUCUGGGCAAACUGCAAAGGGGAAGGAAGGCAAAACCAAGUAUGCGUCUCUCAACCUGUUUGAUACAUACAAAGGAAAGAGCCUUGAAACACAAAAGCCUGUUGUUCCCCCCCGCCAUGGCCUGCAGUCUCUUGGUAAAGUUGCCUCCGCACGGCGUAUGCCACCCCCUGCCAACCUGCCCAGUCUGAAGGCGGAGAACAAAGGCAACGAUCCCAACGUCUCGCUCGUUCCCAAAGACGGCACAGGAUGGGCAAGCAAACAGGAACAAGCAGACCCAAAGAGUACCGAUGCAUUGCCAGCACCGCAGCCGGAAUCGCAGCAGCCUGUGGCUUCACCGACACCUGCACCGACCCGCCCGAGAACCCCGCCAGCUUCAGAGGCUCUGGCCCCAGCUUCAACCCAGGCCGUAGGGGCAAGGUCCUGGGCACAGGCCAGUGUUACACAUGGAACACAAGGGGAUGGUGGAAAGGGAUCAAACCAACCAUCGCCAUUCUCUCGCGAGGAAUUUCCCACCCUGCAGGCGGCUGGCGACCAGGACAAAGCUGGCAGAGAACAGGGCACUGCAGAUCAGUGGUAUGGGCCCGGACCAAGCCUCCGCCCCCAGAACGUUACAAGUUGGCGGGACGGUGGGGGCCGAGCCCUGGCGCCCACCCUGUCUGGGGAGGGGGCAGUGGAGGGUGGCACUGGUGGGGCUCUGGUGAUGGAUGGGGCAGCUGGGGUCCCCCCUCCGAAUUCUCAGUCCCACGGGCCACCUAGGAACCCUCCCGCAGGCAGCCCUGCCUUGCCCCUGCCCCAGCCCCCUGUGGGACCUGGAUUUCCCCAAUACCGAGGGAUCAUCCCUCCCUUCAUGUAUCCUCCCUACCUGCCCUUCCCAGCCCCCUAUGGCCCUCAGGGGCCCUACAGGUUCCCGGCACCUGGGGAAGGGCCCGCUCCAAGGUUCUCUCGUGGGCAGGGUGGUCCUGACAACAGGCCUCAGGGCGGCCCACGUGACACAGGUGGAGAGGUGGUGAAGCGACCCUCUAUCCUAAAGCAGGAUGACCUGAAGGAGCUAGAUGAGCUGGACCAUGAUGGAGACGAGGGCUGGGCAGGAGCUCACGAGGAGAUUGAUUACUCUGCCAAGUUGAAGUUCAGUGAUGAUGAAGGAGAUGAAGAGGGGGAAGAGGAGAGAACCGAGAGCAACAAUGACUCGCGUGAGCAGCAGAGGUCCCAGGAUGCCCCCCCUGCAACCUCUCGCUCCCGGGCCUCGGACAGCGGCGGAGACCCCCGCCACUCCCCUCCUUCUAAUGCUGACAAUGGCCCCCAACCCCCCUCCAGCAAGCCAGGAUGGGCCGAGGAGGGAGGCAGUGGCUGGGGAGCCCAGGGAGCACCAUCCAACUACCAGGGGCGCAGGCCUGGAUUGGGUGGUCCCCGGGAGCAGCCCUCCCCCCCACCUGGGCCGCUCCUUGGACAAGGGCCUUACUCCUUUUACCGACAGGACCGGCCCCACAACCAGGGUGCACCUCUGGUCCCAGGGAAACCUGGCUCCACUCAGCAUCAGCCAGCAGCAGGAGGCCCUACUCCUCCUCCGCAGCCAGGCCUGCUGGUCCAUGGGGCCCAGGGGGCCCAAGGGGAUGAUGAGGAUGAAACUUGGCGUCAGCGCAGGAAGCAGUCCUCCACUGAGAUCUCUGCUGCCGUGGAGCGAGCCCGUCGCCGGCGCGAGGAGGAAGAACGUAGGAUGGAGGAGGAAAGACGCGCAGCCUGUGCAGAGAAGCUAAAAAGGCUGGAUGAGAAGCAGCAGCAGCAGCAGGGCACCAACGUAGGAGGUGGCGGUAGCAGCAGUAAAACCCCAAGCCUUGAUGGAAACUCUACAGCUGCCACAGCAGGCAGCCCUAGUCCAUCUGUUUCAGCAUCCUCACCCAACAUCAGCCAGCCCCCAUCCCCUUGUGUGGACCCCGAGGAGCCUCCAGUGCUAGCUGUCCCACCAGGGCCCAGUCCUGUAGUCAGUGACCGACAGCGAGCCAGCAGCAACAGCAGCUAUGACUCCAGUGCAGAUGCUCAACCGUGUCCCCAGCCAGCUGUGUCACAGCCACAGCAGCCCACGCUGGAUGUACCUCUACCAGGAGAGAUUAAGGAAGAGACCAUGGGCAGUGCUCACAUCCGUGCAGGAAGUGCAGGUGAAAGAGUAGUUGACCCAGUGAAGAUUGAGAAUAUCGGAGGGGGAGCAGGUCGUCAAGCCGGUGGUCCUCCUGGCCAGGGUUACUCAAAGUACCAGAAAUCUCUUCCACCUCGAUUUCAGAGGCAGCAGCAGGAGCAGCUCCUGAAGCAGCAGCAGCAGUGGCAGCAGCAGCAGCAACAACAGCAACAGCACAGCCAGGCAUCACAAAGCCAGCUGUCCCCCCAGCCCCAGGCUCCACAGGGUCCUUCACCAGGUUCAACACCCCAACCGGGGCCUGGACUCAAGCAGGGUGGACCACUGUAUCAACCCAGCAAUAUGGUUCGACCGCCACCCCUGCCAAUGAAUUUCGACCCUCGCUGGAUGAUGAUGCCCUACAUGGACCCCCGCAUGAUGCAGGGCCGCCCUCCACCUAUGGACUACUAUUCAGCUGGCAUGCACCCGUCAGGGCUUAUUGGGCGUGAGCGAUCUGAUUCUGGGGGCUCUGGUUCAGACCCCUUUGACAGGCAGCAGCAUCCAGGGCACCCUCACCGUGGGACCCCCCCUAUGGAUCCUAAGCUGGCCUGGGGGCCAGAGGUAUUCCCUGGUGGAGGGGAGGGCCGUGGCCUAGCCUCCCCCCUGAGACAGAAGCAGGCAUUGGAAGAUGACGAUGGGGCUAAAGGACCCAGGAGUGACACUCCUCCACACCGCAUUCGUGAGGGUGGAUUGGGACCUAUUCAGCAGCCUGCCUCCAACUCUGGGACAUCCAAUCAGACUCCACCUCCAGUUGGCACUCAGGUUGGAGCCCAGGGAGGCAGCCACCACACGCAUCACUACAUGAGUGGGCGGGGCAACUACAGCAACUUCCCUGACCAGGGUGGAAGGAUGCUUCCCCACCAACAGCAGCAAAGAGCAGGAGAGAGGGGAAAUCAGCCGCACAGCUUCGCCCACCAGGACGAAGGGCCUCCCCGAGGAUCUCAGCAGGGCCAGAUUUGGGGAGCGCCACACCCUCACUACGAUCGUAAUGGUCGAGCUGAUCUCCCCCCUGUCGAGAGCAACUCUCAUCUUCACCAUCAUCACAGCCACCACCCUCAGCAGCCUCAUUUCCCUCUCCACCCUCACAAGCCAGAGAACAGCCGUGACAGGGGUGUCGAGGCCUCUGCUAAGAAGACAGACGCUUCUCCUCCAAUCCACCAACCUUCUCUCUCAUCUUCCUGCUCUUCCUCCUCCUCCUCUUCUGCCAGGGAUGAUGGGAAUGUCAAAGUUGCCCUACAUCAUCACCCAUCCCAGAGAGAGAAUGAAACUGGCAUCGGGCACAGUGUCGGUGAAAGAGGGAACAGUGGCAGCACCGGCAGUAGUGGCCAUAUGAAACAGGAGAAACCGGGCGCGGCAUAUGCUCCCCAUUCCUCCAUGACCUCUAGCCCACCUCCCACUCAACAUGGUGGUCAUAAUCAGCCUCAGCAGCAGCAGCAGCAGCAUCAUCAUCAUCCCCAUCCUAAAUCAAACCAAAGAGGGGGACGGGAGCACAAGACUGAGACCCAGUGGGGCCCACGGCCUGGCAGCAACACAGGUGGAGGAUCCUCUCAUGGAAGGAGGGGCAACAAUGCAGGAGGUGGGAACAGCUCCCGUGGAGGGGAAGACUCCUCCAACACUGCUCUGGACCACAAACCCUCCAACCACACAGGAGGCGGCAACCCCAACAAGAGGGCAGGGCCUAUUAAGAAGCCAGUGCUGAAGGAGAUGAAGAGAGAUGGAGGGGAAGCUGAUGGAGGAGAAAAAACAAGUGUAGGCUUUGGGAAGGAUAAGGAGCAAGAUGGUGGCCAGCCUACCUCCUUGAAACAGGAGGCCUCCAUCUCCCAGAACACAUCAGCUCCAUCUAAAGAUGAGUCAGCGCAGCCUGCCAAACCUAGGAAUGGAGGAAAAGAAAGAUCUGCAGGAGGUGGUGGUGGUGGAGGAGGAGGGUCAGGUAGAGGGCCCAAAGAUGUAGACACAGCUUCUUCAGGAUUUUCUUCAUCCAGGAGGGACAGGGACCGCUCCUUUGAGAGAGGCGGCGGCUCCUCCCACCACCAUGGAGUCCCUGCCAAAGGCAGCAGAGCCAGUCGGGGCCGAGGGGGAGAGUUCUUCGGGCGUGGGCGUGGUUACCGUGGCACAUACACGGCUACUGCUGGACCCAGCGGUGGCAGUCGGGGCAGAAUGGGUGGCAGGAGCGGCAGAGACUACCGCUCAUCUGUUGGCAGUGGCCACCAUCAUGAGUCUAAAGGUGAGGGAGGAGGUGGCAGGCAUGGUCAGGAUCGCUCCCAGCAUAACCCAGCCAGGGCCAGGAACCGAAGUGAAACCCGCAGUGAGGGGUCAGAGUAUGAGGAAAUCCCCAAGAGAAGGAGGGAGAGAGGUUCAGAGACUGGCAGUGAGAGCGGUGCAAGUGACCUUGGUCACUCAGACAAGGACGACAUCCAGAAACCCAACACCAAGAAUGGCUCUGAUCAUGCCAACACCGCUGGCAGUGCUACCAUGUCAGCUGCACCACCCAGAGGCUCCCAGGCCAGGGUCUUCACCCCCAGGGGUGUGCCCUCUAGAAGGGGCAGAGGUGGAGGUAGUGGAGGAGGAAACAUCUACAGAGGUAGUGGCAAUGUUGGAGGAGCACCUGGAGGACAUCGGAUGGGGCCUAGCUCAGCCUCUCACGGUGGAUCCUCCAAGUCAUCAGCAUCAGGCCGAAAGCAUCAAGGCCCGCUGCAAAUGUCUGGGCCCAAAGACUCGGGCAGGGGAGGAAAUGGAGGAGAGAAGAAAGACAAGACAGCUGAUGCAAGUCAGGCUCAAAAUCAGGGGUCCAGUGCCCCUCAGCCAUCUUUGCCCACUACAACUCCUGCCGCUCUGAGUUCCACUGAAAAUGGAGGAGUUGUGACCCAACAAGCUUCAACCAACCCUACAUCAAACUCUGGAGGGCCAAAUCCACUCCCUCUGCAGACUAACCGUGGGUUCCCUCCCAGUGGGUUUGAACGACCACCUCGACGCCGCCGUCACGGGCGUUCCCAGCAUCAGCAAGACAAGCCUCCCCGAUUCCGGAGACUGAAAGAGCGAGAGAAUGCUGCACGUAUCAACGGAGGAGUGGGGGUCAUCGGGGGAGGAAGGCCCUCCUCUCCUUCCCUGAAUUCAGUUCAGGAUAGCAACGGAGCCCCAAUCUCUGCUCCCACCACAGGCAAUGCCCAAAAUGCUAACCACAACACCACAGUAACGGCCAACAGUAACAGUGGUGGGCAUCUUAGCAAUGCAAACAGCCACCACCAUCACCACUACAACCAGGGCAACGCUGGGCAGACCCACACCCAGCACCACCACAGCCAUGGAGCAAAGUCCCCGGACUUCACCAACCAGAACUCAGACCAGGCCAACGAGGAGUGGGAGACAGCCUCUGAGAGCAGCGACUUCACAGAGUUCAGAGACCGGGAAGGAGGAGGAGGAGGAGGGAAGUCGUAUUCUUCUCACCAUCCCCACCACGUAGGAAGGGGAGGAGGGGGUGGCGGAGGUGGCGGAGGUGUGGUCGAGCGCGAAAUGUCGGGAAAAGAGCCCUCGGCUAAUAAAAGAAGCUUCUCAAGCCAGCGACCUGGAAUGGAGCGACAGAACCGCAGGGUCAACGUUGGAGGAGGCGGCGGCGGCGGAGGGGGAGGAAGGGGCCCACGAGGCCCGCCUGGUGGUGGCUCUGGCGGGCCUGGUAAUGGAGGCGGUAACCGUGGAGAAAAGCGCGGCAACUGGCCCUCCCCAAAAAAUAGGAAGUGAUGGAAUAUUUCAGAACAUUUCAGAUGAACCCCACCCACGUUAAACCCACCCUCUUACAUCUUAAUUCCGUUUUGAUAAUUAUUUCAUGGUUUAUCUGUUGGCAUCCCUAAACAUAUUAGUGUAUUGUACAGUAUAUGGAGAUGAUAUUCACAUUCACUUUAAGCCGCCCCCCCCCCUUCCACCAACCACCUGUCACAGCUUUUCCCUUGCAUCGAUCUACUAUCUACCGUCCGUUAUUGUAAAUUUCUCCGUUUGUUCCGUCUUGCUCUCCGUUAAGUUGUGCCCCGGCCCCCCUCUUCCCUUCCCUUCCCUUCCCUUAAGAAUCUCACCCCAGUUGGAUUUGACAAGCAUGUGGUUCUGCGAUCGGGGUGCACGUGGUUUCGACAGAAGACAUUUCACACAGAGCUCCACACACACUCGCAUAUACAAGCACAAAUAUGACAUCUUUACAACAAACACAUGGAACACGUGUGGGCGCAAAAACAAAAAAAACGUGGGUUAAAAUUGGCAAAAAUGUUUGGAUCGGGCAAAUUUUUAUAUUUAUGUACCUGUGUAUAUUUCUACCACACUUUGGCCUUGGGUGGUAUUCAGUAGUGCAGUACUGCAUUGCUUCCCUCGCAAAGGGAAAGAGUGCAGCUUCAUCUUUUAACGAGAACAAUGUAACAUGAGAUGUUUUGUUUCUCUGUCUUUUUUUGUUUUGUUUUUGGCCUCGUGUCAGUUAAGUUUCAGCCUCUGGGAAAUGUUAGGGGUGUGUGUUUUUUCUUCUAAAAAGCAGGUCAUUAAAAUACCUUUUUACUAAAUUCCCAAAUUCCUCCUUCCGCUGACUUUUUGGUCUCCUGCAAGGUAUGUGUCUGAUUACUGUGAUAAGACCCAUUGAAGUACUACUGCUCAGUGCUCACCUACACUCGCAUUGAUUUGUCUUUAAUAUCAAUGUUUCUGCUGCUUGUUCAGAUAGACCGUGUGAUAUUUUUUUCCCCCCCUCCAACUUGUUGACCUGCUCUGACUCUUCAUUAGCUUUUGGUUGGUCUUUUUUAUAUAGAAAAUAAAGGCUUUAUCAGCCUCAUCAUAGUAGCCCCCCCUCACCUGAAGUUGUUCAGAAACUCAAAGUUACCCCGAGUUUUACUCUGAUUCACAUGUUCUGUUUAUCUUAAAAAGACUGUAUUGAUAGCUUUGAUGGCUUUAUUUUAACAACCAUUAUUUCCUCAGUGACUUCCCUCUUUCUGAAAUGAGAAUGUGCGUCACGAUGGAAUAAAGAAAAAAAAGUUUGACUUUCAUAAAUUGUUUAUGCUUCAGUAGGUAAUUCUAAUCCUUGUAGUAUAACAAAAAUCCAUGGUUGCUGUUUGUUUUUUUUUUCUCUUUGUGUUUAUGUUUUUGGGCAAGUUACAUAUGAUGCAACAGGACAGGUACUCUGUCUGGGCCCAGAGUACAGAGCAAGGCUGAGUAUUGUACUAUUACACCGCCCCCGCCCCUCUCUCUCUCGCGCUGUGCUCUUGUGGAGACUCCUCACACCAAGAAGGACUACUACUACCAAGAGCUCCUUGUCUGAGGAAGUAUUUUUCAAAGUGUGUGUUCUCGGGAUGGCUGUUUCAGUACAUGGUGGCGACCAGUGGCCCACGUUCUAAUUGAAUUCAGGACAAUGCUGAACGGGUGACGCGAGUCACCUUCUACAGUUCACACGGUUUCCAAGAUUUCACUCGCAACGAAUAAUGGCGACCUGGAGUGUUGAGGAAAUAUUGGAUUGAUGUAGGAUUACACAUGUAAACAUAGUUUGUAUCAUACAUUAAAAAAAAGACAUAAAAUGGCACACAGCUUGGAGAAAAGAAAAAAAAAAGAGCAGAGACAACAUCCAGUGUGAACUAAAUCGAUUUCUACAUCUGCACCACUUCUGUCACUGCUGUAAGUUGGGGUUUGUUUGUUUACUGACAACAGUUUGAAGAUCGUCUCUGGGAUGUUAUGAGUAGGGCAUUUGAUGAUUCGUGUAUGUGCGUGCGUGCUUGUGUGUAUGUGUAUGGCAUGUGUGCGUUUUCUGGUGUCUGUGUAAUAACUCGGGAAGGGGUGGGGACCAGAGGGUUGACAUGAACGGCAAGCACUUUCUGCCUUGUUUGCCCACACUUGAUUGAACCAAUAUUAAGACAAUUCUACUGUUUUCUUAAAUACAUCCACAUAUAUACAUUCAGCUGUGUGUAUAUGUACACCAUCUAAAUGAAGAACAUGCAGUGGAGAACGUCACCAGUUUUUUUUUUUCUGCGUAAUUUAAGCAUACAUUCUUCAGCAGGCAAGUGAAGUUGGACAUAUUUUAUUUUUCACUGACUUCUAAGCAUGAAAACACACCCAUGGGUGCAGCUUGCCUUGCCUGUUGCUGGUUUAUACAUGGAUAGCUGUACACUUAACACUGGCUCAAGGAGUCCUUCAUCCCUCCUUAACUCUUAAUGUUGAUGUGCGCAUAAUUUUAUGUACCCAUGUUAAAAGAAAACAAAAGUAGUGUAUUCCAGAAAAAGAAAAUACUCAAAGAUUGUACAAUGUUUCCAGCAUUACCGAGGUACCUGGAGUGAUUCAAACUGUUUUUAGCAUUUAUGGUUUUAUUAAUGGAACCGUAAUAUACACACAUGUAUGUAUAUUGGUAUGUAUCUAAGUUUUGUCUACCCCAACUUACAUUCCCACAAACAAAUGUUGCCAUUUUUAGUUCAAGGGAGCAAUGUACAAGCAGAGAAGUGUCUUAUUAUAAUAAAGUUAUACAGAGAAGGCAAAGUUAAAUAAACUACUUUUGAUUUAAUGGAAA